Molecule: messenger RNA, 3075 nt
Organism: Caenorhabditis bovis
Lineage: Eukaryota; Metazoa; Nematoda; Chromadorea; Rhabditida; Rhabditidae
Source: the annotation of a GenBank genome assembly
AUGUUUCAGGAACUAACUGAAAAUCGAUGUGAGAAAAUGAUUCCGAUUCGAUUCUAUCGUCGACGAUCAAUGCAACUUCUCUUUAAGGGUAUUGUACUUGUCUUGUUAUGCUUGGUCGUUGUAAAUUUAACAGCUUCACAUCCGAAAGGACGAUUAUCUGUUCAAGAGCUUAAUGCCGCUAAUAAAGCUGAUGAGAUUCUGAUUAAAAAACGAGAGAAUGCAGAUCCGCCAAUUAUGGUGCCGCCGAAUGAGCCAGCACCACAAAAAAUGGAAACUACCAAAGAUGUGACGGAAUCGGCAGCAUCUGUCGUAAUCAAUAAAGCGCCAUUCGUUCGGGAAAGCAGAAAAGGGCAAUUUUAUGAGAAUGUCGUCGUACACUUUGAUCUCAAAGGAGCACCGCCGAAAGUCGCCUAUUUCGUUGAUCUUUUGAAAUUGGCGGCGAAGGGCGGCGCUUCGGGAAUUCUUCUUGAAUGGGAGGAUAUGUUCCCAUGGAGUGGAGAAUUAGAAAAGUUCAAAAAUACUGAUGCAUAUUCAAUGAAGGAUGUUGAAACGAUAUUAAACACCGCUAGUUCACUAGGAUUAGACAUUAUUCCACUAGUUCAAACGUUUGGUCAUCUUGAAUGGAUUUUGAAGUACGAAGAAACUAGAAAAUACAGAGAAAAUGACGCUUAUCCUCAAGUCCUCUGCCUUGGAAAUCAGGAAGGUGUUAAUUUGAUAAAGGAAGCUUUACGUCAAGUUAUUGAAACACAUAAGAAAUAUGGAAUCACCUUCAUGCAUAUCGGUGCUGAUGAAGCCUUUGAGUUUGGUGUGUGCGCUGAGUCAAGAGAAUGGAUUUCCAAAAAUAUUGCGGACGGAGGAAAGCAACUCCUAGCGUUGGCACAUUUGAAAAAUAUUGCAGAAUUUGUCAAGAAAACCGCCGGCGAUGAAACAACUGUUUUGGCCUGGCAUGAUAUGCUUAAAGACUUUGAUACACGCCUGAUCAAAAAACUGGAGCUAGGAAAAGUUAUCGAACCAGUUGUAUGGGACUAUUCUGAGAAUAUCGUAACAUUAAACGAUUAUAUAUUCUCAAGCUUGGCAGAAAACUUUCCAACGAUGUGGGCAUCUUCGGCUUUCAAAGGUGCCAAUUAUCCAUCUGUUUCGUUUUCAGACGUUCAUCAUUAUGAAGUGAAUAAUCGAAAUUGGAUUCCCACGAAACGAAAAAACGAGCGAAAGUUCCAAAACGGUUUCCGCGGAAUCAUCAUUACUGGUUGGCAGAGGUACGACCAUCUAGCUGGCCUCUGCGAAAUUCUACCCAUGGGAACACCAUCAAUGAUUCUACAACUUCAAAUUGCAAUCACUGCGCCAAAUUUGGACGAACGCGUUUACCGGGCGAAUGCAGCCAAGAUCCUGGAAUGUUCGAGUUUCACUGUUGCCGGAAAAACUGAUGUUAUCAGUAACAAAUGCGGAUUCCCAGGGUCUAAUGUAUACAUGUUAUACCAAAGUGUUGCUCAACGGACAUUGAAGAGUAUGAAAGAUCGACUUGGUGAAAAUCAUCAUUUAAUGGGUUGGGCGAAUCGUUAUAAUCGAAAAUACAACAUAUCACAGAAUUGGUAUCACAAAGAAAUGCGGCCAUUCAUAUCGUCAAUGCUUUCUGAAUACGAUAAUCUUGUAAAAAGCUUUAGGAGAGAAAUGUCUCCACAUUUCUUCGAUAACACAAUUGAGGAAUUCAUUUAUGAGAAUCUUGAAGAAAUGGGCGAAAAUAACCGUACCUAUUUUCCACCAUCACAAUAUGUUCAAUUCCAUGGAAAUCCCAUAAUGCCGUUUGCGCCGAGUAUUCCCAAUUUUCAGCAGCAUUUGAAUAAUGGGAUUCCAAGAAAUCAUGCGAUAUGUGUGCCGCCUGGACAACCGUAUGUUCACACAGUUCCGGCGACGGUCAUCCCGCACAUUGUAACACCUCAUGGAUUGAUCCCGAUGACUCAGAGUAUCACGCAAAUCGAAGUUCCGCAAUCGAUUUUACCGCCAAUUUCACCUGUGGCGCAUCGUUUGAUGAUUCUGAAGCAGAAUGAAGCACAGAAAGAGGCGAAACGACUAGCAAAGUUGGAAUCAAUGGCAAGAUUAAAAAAGGAGCGCGAAGAGCGACGAGCUUUGAAACGAUUAGGACUCCCCAAGCAGAAAAGAAAUCGAGAAAAAGAUGAUGAUGAAGAUGAAGAUGUAACAUCAUCGACUUUUUCGAAUCUAACGAAGAAGAAAGCUCAUCCAGUCAAAACGAUGCCAUUUAGCAAAGAUUCAUUCGUCAUUCGCCUCAAAGAUAUUGAUUCGUUUAGUCGAAGUAAUGAGAUUUGGAGAGUUGACAAUCACAUUUUGAUGCAAAAAUUCACUGGGGUGCCUUCAUUUCGGGCUCCAGCUCGGCAAUUUCAAUCAACGAAUCGGAUGUCUGGAUAUGAUUUUCGUGCAGCCUGGAGGUUUUACGUGAUUAAUCCCGAAAAUGUUGAAUUCGAUCGAUGCAGCUCGGAGAUAACUGUGCAUUAUUUUCCGGAUAUCACAAUUCUGCGCGAAGCGAAGAAAUUCGCCGAAGCGAAAGACGAAGAAUUUAAAAAUGUUGAAAAUGAUGAAUAUCGAGAAAAGCUAAUGAUGCUGCAGAAGAAGCAGGACAAAUCGCGAGCUGAACGACUACUGCGGAUGACUGAGCGAAGGCAGAGGAAACUUGAAAUGAGAUACAAAGUAAUGCAGUCGAAAAAGGAAGAAGGCUUCAAAAUCCCGAAAAGAUCAAUCAAGCCUUCAUGGAUUGAUUAUCGCAAUCGACUGGGAAGCGCUUCUGUGAAUGUGAGCAUGUUGAGGAAAAGUCAUCUCCCGACGUAUUUCAAAACUCAGAAGUCUUCAAGCGAUGAGGAAAGCAGUGAAUAUAUUUGCCAUCAAGUGCUCAAUGAACUGAUUGAGGCUAUUAUUGAGCAUGAGCAUGAGGAAUGUGCUGUUUCGAGCAGUGAUUGGGACAGUGAGAACGAGGAGAGCAGCACCUCACAAACGACGGUGACCGAGAAUCAUAUCUACUACGAGGAUGAUGUUCCCGUAGUUGGAUGCGAGGUGACUUUAACAUAA